Physcomitrium patens is the source of this 1216-nucleotide messenger RNA. RefSeq lists its product as uncharacterized. Gene Ontology annotation, cellular component: chloroplast envelope. NCBI's taxonomy places the organism in Eukaryota, Viridiplantae, Streptophyta, Bryopsida, Funariales, Funariaceae. The record is from RefSeq and is a predicted model, not a curated record.
GCGGCAACGCUCAACAUCCCCAUCGCUCCUCCAUCCCACUUUGUAACGCCUUCGUGACGAGAGCCCCAAUCAAAAUCACGCUGGGGGGCAUCUUCGCAAUCACGCGCCUUCGAAUUCUGCGUCUCGGGAGCUUCUGAUCGAUCCAUUGAGGGUCGAAAUCUGUUCUGGGUGCACAAUUCUCCGCCCGCUUUGUCUCUUUGAGGAUCAGGGAACGUCGGUGUAGUAUCAGGGAAACUCGCAGGAAUUUGAGGAAGUUUUGGGAGACUCGUGAAGGGAUAUUGAAAGCUUGUUCGGACUAGGACUUAUGGCGCCGAAGAAGAGGACGUCGAGGUUUGCGAACGAGGAUGCGCCCUGGCGAGCUCUCAAGGGAGAGAAGCCUGUUCCUCGAAUUAACAAGGGUGGCGUUGUGGCUGUUCGGCAAGGAGCUAACUACCAGUAUGCCAUUAGCAUUAUGAAGCAUCCGGAUCCAAUAGGCUAUGGUCUUGCUCGUGAAGCUUAUGUAGAACCCGCUGGACCUGAUUGCAUUAUCCCUGGAUUGCAAAGGCCCGUAAAGGUCCUAGGCCUUCAAGUAUGGCCAAUUCCUUUCAAACCGGUAAUCAGCUUGAAAGCGCUAGAACCAAUCGGUCGUGAAUUGAAGACUGUAGGGAAGUUGUUGGACAAGGCCUUUGACCUAAUGCAAGCGCCGUUUAGUGAGCGAUAGCUCUAGAUAUCAAAGUGAAGAAUAUCAUAUGUACCAUGAAGCCGAUUCUGGAUUUCAGUUGCAACUCUAUUGUUCUUGAAGUAAAUCCAAAAUUUUCUGGUGAGUAAUGAAUUCAGUACUUACGUACACAAAAAGGUCUAGCUAUCUUCCUGACCAGUAAGGCACACAAGAUUACCGUAGAUUAAGUGAGCUAAUUUCAGAUGUUUGAGGCUGCUUGGCAUACUCCAUGUGGAUUACCUGCAUUGACUUGACACGAAGUUUUAUAGAUCGCCCCAACACUUGUACCCUCAGAAGAAUCAUGCUAGUGUCAUGAAAAGAUAGUUUGUGGAGGAACAUCUCUUGAUCUUGUCGAAGAGCAUAUGCUGGUCACCUGCUCAAUUCAAGGUUGUCCUGAAGAUUUAAUGAAGAAGACUGGAUUAGCUAUUAUAUACAUGCAAACUUCCUCAGCUUCAUGUACAUUAACAAGUAUGAUAUUGUCAGGUUCACGUGAACAAAGAUAAAAUAUAUUUGUGAAGA